AUUUAAUUUUAACAAAUUGUAUAUAGAGCAACCAAUAAAUGUCCGACCGAUUUCUAAGGUGCCAGUCCUAGAGGACCAAGAUGAGUGGCGUCUCACUUCGUCCAAUCUUCUCUCAGACACCAAUGGUGAUGGCGGCGGCGAAGAGGUGGAAGAGGAGUACGAUUCUCCCAUCGCCGGUAGACGACCAGGAUCGAACUACGGACCUUCAGUUUACAAGACUGACGCUCUACCACUGAGCUAUAAGGGCCAUUCGAUCGUUAGAUUUAACAUUCGAUAUAUAGAGCAGCGAAGAUAUGUCCGCUCAGCCACUCCUAACAAAGCAAGAUGAGCGGCUCGUCCAAUCUCCUCUCAGAUGCCGGUGGUGAUGGCGGGGGCGAAGAGGUAGAGGAGUACGAUUUUCCCAUUGCCGGCACUCCCUCACCCUUUGAUCUCUUCGACGACAAGGGCUCUGAAGAGGAUACUGCUAACGUUAGUACAGAAGAUAUUUCGGAAAAGCAGCAAUAUGUGGUUACUAAAUCCUCUGACGUAGUUCCUGCUAUUAAUCGCAGAUCAAAGAAGAAAAAGAAAAAAAAUAAGGAGAUACAGAAAUUCGCGAAAGGGAAAGUCGAAGAAUCAUUAGAUUCAAUUCUAGAAGAGCUUUCUAUUGAUGUAAAGGCUUCUAAUGAAAACAUCUGUCAUAGUGCUAAAGAACGAAAUGAGAAUGUGAUUGAUGCUACGAAAAAGCAAGUCGGUUCUUCAAUCCUAACAGCGGAUCCUAAACACUUAAAAGCUGAGUCUGAAUUGCGGAAAAUAUUUGGUUCUAGAGUUGUUAAUUCUUUUGAAAACAAUGAGAUUGGGGGCAACUUGAGGCAGAUGCAUGGUGGAAGACGUGCAAUUCACAACCCACGCAGAACCAUUCUUGUCACUCCAUCAAGUUAUUGGCCGCGAUGGGAUGGGUCUUUGUCCAUGGAAUUGAUCGAAAUAAAGGAUGGGCUUCAUUAUUUUAGUGAGAGUGGUGCAUAUUGAAGAUAAGUUAAUAGAAAAUAAGCUCCUGUGAUUUGGGUACAUAUACCAAAGGGAAGGAACUGCAGCACGGAUAAAACAAAUAUUUAAGGAUGAGAAAGCAA
This is a messenger RNA of Phalaenopsis equestris, 1106 nucleotides long. RefSeq lists its product as uncharacterized. The record is from RefSeq and is a predicted model, not a curated record. Gene Ontology annotation, cellular component: RQC complex. Lineage: Eukaryota; Viridiplantae; Streptophyta; Magnoliopsida; Asparagales; Orchidaceae. The transcript has 4 exons. Bases 325 to 1005 code for a protein of 226 amino acids.